This is a messenger RNA of Pelobates cultripes (western spadefoot toad), 1807 nucleotides long. Lineage: Eukaryota; Metazoa; Chordata; Amphibia; Anura; Pelobatidae. The record is from the annotation of a GenBank genome assembly.
CUCUCACUACGCCGAGGGGCCCGGCAAGGUAAGGAGGAGGCGGCCUCCCCGCUGUCACGGCCGGCAGGUUCCCCCCGGGCUGGGUAUUGUCACUGGGGAUGGUGUCAGGAGGGAUGGGGCCUGCUGUCAGGCGGGCAGCCUGUCCUAGAGUGACCAUGGACACAGCUCGCUUGCUGUACUAAGCAGGGGCAGUGUGCUUAGCCUUUCACUGGCUGAGGGUUGUGGGAGUGCCAACGGUUUGACCACUGUAACAGCUUCAUUCAGAGCAAAGCAGGUACAGUCUGACUGUUGCAUUAUGGGUGUUGUAGUGCUAGGAAGGUAGGAGGUCUUGGGGUUUUUAUUUUGGUUUUUUUUUGUUCCACUCCUAAUUCAAGGUGGGUUACUGAGACUGUACGGGUUUCUAGGUUUUAUUUUUUACGUUUUGAUAUUCUAUCUGGCACACAUGAUGAUAGCUUUUAUCUAUGAUUUGUCUGUGAUACUGUAAACGCUUUCUGAUGUGCCUGGUGCAGUGGGUUAUUGCACGUGGGUAGAGGCGCCCUGGGGUGCAUUGUUCGACUGAAUGUGAGCUCUGACACUUAAUGCUAGAAAACUUUGGAGAUGGUUAGAGUUGCUCAAAAAAGAGGCCUGUGUGAAAAGGAUUUUUUUUUUAUCUUAAAUGCAGUGAAUAUCUAUAUAUAUAUAUAUAUAUAUAUAUAUAUAUAUAUAUAAUCUAUCGCGCUCUCUCUCUCUCGUUAAAGGAAUACUAGCGUUAGAAUUGCAAACAUGAAUUUCUAACACUAGUGGAAUCACCAUAUAAAAUGUUUGUUGACCUUCAAUUGAAAGAAAGCUGUUUACUUAACGCUUAGCCCCCAGUGUGUCCUCUUCAGCUGAGAGCAUUAAUUCUGAUGAUCUCGGCCAGAUCACCACUAACCCCUUAUGGAAGCACUGGGAGAAUUAGUGUGCAUUAGCUGUAAAUCACAACGCUAAGCAUUGAUAUGCACGGAGUUAGUGCAUCUCUAUGGGAACAUUCUGUGUUGAGCGUGGAAGUGCUAAACAUGAUCGGUUUUGCAAGCAUUGCACUAAAAUAAGCUGUAGUGGUGCUGGUGCCUAUAAUGUCCUUUUAAAACCAAGAUCAGUUCCUAAAGAAACCAGUAGAAUGCCAUACUUUGUCGCCAUGAAAACAAUUAUUUUUACAUUGCAAUGCAAGUACUAGCUAGUUGAGUUAUUACAUGUUGACUGUGAUCAUAAUGUGUAUAGUAUUACCUUUUUUUUUUUUAAACUUUUUUUUUUUCAGAAUUUGCCCUUUUCAGUUGAAAACAAAUGGCGACUGUUGGGUUUGAUGACACUCUUUUUUGGCAGUGGAUUUACCUUUCCGUUCAUCAUCGUUAGACACCAGCUUCUGAAAAAAUGAAUACAUUGACAAAGGUAGCUGUCAAUGCUUCUCUUACCAGUGUAAAAUAAAGAGAAUGUGACAUUACUGGAAUACUUUUUUGUUAUUCUUCUAGUUCUAUUACCUGUUAAAUAGCCUUGACUUUGUCAUGAGUUGACUCCUCUGACAAGUAAAAAUUCACUUUCUUGGAAAAAUACACUCGUUUUUUGUGCAUAUGAUGAUAAAGUAACAGUAUGAUAAAGAAUGAUCCUGUAAACGCUUUCUGAUGCACAUUUAAUAUUCAUAAUGUGAAUACUGGAGUCAAAUGUAACUUAACAUAUUAUGCCACAUUAUCUUCCUCCAUUUAUAUAUUUGUAUUUUAUUUUUUAGGAGCGAAUUUUGUUCUGUGAUGGAUGGACCAUAUUUAAAUUUUCCCAUUGUGCAAGACAUGGAUUGUAA